Molecule: messenger RNA, 1898 nt
Organism: Porites lobata
Lineage: Eukaryota; Metazoa; Cnidaria; Anthozoa; Scleractinia; Poritidae
Source: the annotation of a GenBank genome assembly
AUGGAAGCUUGCCUCUGUGACAUCCGUAGCUCGAUGAUCAAUGACAAACUCAUGAUCAAUGAUUCCAAGACUGAGUUUAUGCUCAUUGGGACGAAGGCGCAGCUACAGAAAACUAAAAGCGCUACUCCAACUAUUGGCGAAUCCAUCAUCUCUCCCAGCAUGGAACCCCUUAGAAAUUUAGGGGCCUGGUUCGACUGCCAUUUCAACCUGAACUUUAACAUAACCAAAACUUGUAGGAGUGCUUUUUUUCAUCUACACAAUAUUAGACGCGUCAGAAAAUAUCUAAGCAUAAAAUCUGCCGAGAAAUUAGUCCACGCUUUCAUCACAAGCAGAUUGGACUAUUGUAACUCACUUUUAUACUGACUACCCCGCUGCGCCCUCACUAAACUGCAGCGUGUUCAAAACGCAGCUGCAAGAGUUCUAUAUCUAGCACCACGGUAUUGCCAUAUUACACCAAUAUUAUACGAAUUACACCGACUGCCUGUAACUUAAGAUUACUAUAAUCACUCACAAAGCAAUCCAUGGAACAGCUCCUAAUUAUUUACCAUCUCUCGUUAACUUUAAACCUAAUUCUUCCUACAGCCUCAGAUCAAAUAACAAAUAUCUGCUUUCAAAUCCAAACUUCAGGACUUUCCCUACUCUUGGUGACCGAGCCUUUGUAGCCACCGCACCAAAACUGUGGAAUAAUCUUCCGUUAGAUCUUAGACGCACCUCCGAUUUUGAAGUUUUUCAACGUAAUUUGAAGACUCACCUUUUUAAGAACACCUUUUAUUCAUUCGUGUAAUUUUUAAUUGUGAGGCGCAUUUGAAAACUGUAUAGUGGAAUUUGCGCGGUAUAAAUAAAUGUUACUAUUAUUAUUAGUAGUAGUAGUAGUAUUAGUAUUAGUAUUAGUAUUGAUUCUAAACUAAUAAAGGUAUGCUACUUCUUGCAUGACACAACUGACAGAAUCAUGGGAUUCCUUGCAAGGAACAACAAGGUUGUGAUUGCUUAUUGAAGUAAUAAACCAUCGUAUCGAUUGUUUAUCGCUAGCAUCUUCCAAAUAUGGUCAGCGACAACCAGGGAGGGGUUUAAGCCAAUCAGAAACGACAGAAUAUCAGCUUUGAAUGAAUAAUAAAUUUCUGUCAUCUAAUCGAUGCACACCUGCCUUAAUAACAUCCUGGCACAAAUCUGCAAUAUUUUUCACUGCAUUAUUUUACUAAAGAUAAGCUACCUCGCCAUCGAGAGGGUCGACCUUAACAUUUUACUCUGACAAGUCUGAAAUGUCUAAAGCCCCUGAGAUUGCAGUGUUGGGGGUUGCAAUUUUCCACGGUUUUUGCAUCUUUCUUGGCAAUUUUUUCACAGUCUUUGUGUUUUGUAUUCAUCGAGAUAAAUUGAAGCGAACGUCUUUUCUCCUAAUCAACUUGGCAGUGGCAGAUAUGCUUGUUGGACUCACUGAAAUAGCUAUGGUCGGAGCGAUUGGCCUUCCACAAAUGACUGGGCUACGCAAAAUUGGCAACACAGAUUCACCUGAUAUUUCAACUGUUUUUCAAGCAGCAUUUUCGACAGCAUCUGUACUUUUUCUCGCUCUCAUUUCACUGGAACGAGCCUUCGCUUUGCUGUGGCCUCUUCGACAUCGUGUAACAAGCACCAGUACUUACAUCUACAGCAUUAUACUCGUAUGGAUAGCUGCAUCUACAGUGGGUGCAUCGUGUUUGUUAGUUGUUCAUGGAACCUUGAAAUAUAAAUUUUACAUGGCCUUCCUAUCCAUUGUCAUCAUUUUUUGUUUGAUAACAGUUUCCCUGUCUUACUUAGCAAUCCGAACAAGACUUACUCAACAAGUUCCAGCUAUCGACAACGCACAUAACAGACAGGAUAAUGAACGAAACAAGAAGCUUUCCAGAACUUUGUUUAUUGUCAUA